Molecule: messenger RNA, 1014 nt
Organism: Cooperia oncophora
Lineage: Eukaryota; Metazoa; Nematoda; Chromadorea; Rhabditida; Trichostrongylidae
Source: the annotation of a GenBank genome assembly
AUGCAGCCCCAAGCAUGCCUUCACAUCAAGCGUGACAAAGACGAUUUCGGAAAUCAAGAUCACACUUCACGAGGUCAUCAAACGUUGCAAUAUAGAGACUUCUACUUUACUAGGAAUCCAGAGACCCGCGCGCAAUACAGCAAACGUUGCCCACACAUGGGCUCCUGUUCAGGAUCCAAGUGCGCACAAGUCAACCCAGAUUCGCUCGUAGACGAACUAUACAUCGCGAACAAAUACGUGGGCAUAACGUACUGUACGGAGUCAGUAUACCACGUCCCAACCGAUAGCGAAACAUUUGAAGUUUUUCACUGCCCUACUUGGUCAGAGAAAGCACUUCUAACAUUCGAACAAACAACAUGGCUCGACCGACACAAAUCAUACGACACUGAACUCAAACGCAAUGUGAAAAAGCAAUUGCAUGGCACUACUCUCCAACUAACGUCAAUCGAAACCUCACACAUACUCUUUCAUAGAGAAGGACCAAUUCACAGCAGGUUGCCACAACCUUAUAGCUUCAGCUACGCAUGCAUCAAUGACUAUACACACAACAGUGCUGUUCCGCUAAACCAAAACUGCUCGAUUCAAGACACGUGCAAGUGCAACCCCGCAGAAGAUAGCAUGAAUUGUUACUGUUCGAACAACAAUAUUUCGCAGAUAAUAACUCUAGACCGAAUUCUUCCAAUUCAGCUCCCAGACGCUCAAAUUCGUAGAGAAGGGAGAAACUCCAUCGUUACGAUGAGAACUUCACCGGUCUCCUCAGAGCUUGCAAUAUGGAUAAAUUCCAGCAUCACGCACGUAAAACUCAACAUUGAUGAAUUCACGUGCACCAUCCCCAGCACAAAUAUUGAGGGCUGCUACAAAUGCAUGAAAGGUGCAGUCACUCAUGUGACAUGCACAUCCAACAUCACAAGCCAUAGCAGAACUUCAGUGUCAAACGCAAUCGUUCACAAUACUCUGUUCCUCAAAAGGAUAUCACAACGAAAUACGUUUCUAUUCGAACAAAGCCUACUUUGA